Messenger RNA from Pelobates cultripes (western spadefoot toad), 300 nucleotides. The record is from the annotation of a GenBank genome assembly. NCBI's taxonomy places the organism in Eukaryota, Metazoa, Chordata, Amphibia, Anura, Pelobatidae.
AUGGGCCGACAGCUACCCCACACUACUCCGACUACACUAAAGCGACGGAAGCCGCGGAAACAACACUACCGGCUGAGACAGCGAGCCGCGGACAGGUACCCUGCCCACCGCUGCCGUGAUGUACCGAACCCCAACGUACUGCCACCUGUCCUGGGCUACAUGGAGAAACCACCGCGGCCACCUCUGAGCCGCUCCCUAGGCCGUCCGGGGCAAGACAUCUCCCCACCAACUGAGAGAGCCGCUGCCUGGCGAGGCACCACCAUGCUGGACAGUCCGGUAUACCCUGAGGGCAUAGGCUGA